GUGCUGGCGCACUGUGUCGGCGGCCAAUCAUUGCGGACAAAAUGGCGGACGAAGAUGUGUCGAGAUGCUGUCUCAAGAAUAUUGUACGAUAAGUGCACUGAAUGAGCUGAAGUGAAAUCUUCUUGGAAAAUGCUGCAAUUAUCGCGCCGUGGUAUGUUCUUGCGGCGUUCAACGGUCUUGUCCUCACGAGCUAUUCCCGUCUUGUCUUCGCUUGCAAGAGGUAGAUAUUGCACCGGCUUGGUGCGGCGUGCGUUUUCGUCCUCAAGCGACAAACACAAAGAAUUAGUACACAGAAAUAAUGCCGAAGCUGUCGAGGGGGUCUCAUUUUCUGGUUUAGAAGUAAAGGCGAAUGAAAAUGGGUCUAACUCUGCGAAAGUAGACCAUCGUAAUGAUGACCACGCAAGUGUGUCAAUUCCUGUUGGGAUUCAAGUGUGUCCUGAGAUCUUUGAUCGCCUACCGGCUAAAUGCCCAGGCUGUGGCUCAAUAUUCCAAAGUGAUGAUAUAGAGAGUCCAGGUUAUAUAAGAGCUGAGAAACACCCAGAGAAACAGAGGUCGUAUUACGCAAAUGAAAACCAAGUUAUAUGCCAAAGAUGCUUUGAUCUUCGUUACUAUAACAAGGCUAUUCCGACACUCGUAAACACUGCUCAGGUCACUAAGUUCCUUUCUCAUAUAUCAAGACGCAAGGCCCUUAUUCUGUAUGUUGUAGAUAUCCUGGACUUACCUGGGAGUACCUUUCCUCACUUAUUAGAUAUUGUUGGACCUGCCAAAAGGAUUGUCAUAGUUGCCAAUAAGGUCGACAUGUUGCCUCAAGACGGACGGCCAUGGCUGCAAGAGAAGAGACUCAGAGAAGAAGUGUUGAGAUUGUGUAGAGAGCAUGGGCUUGAAAGUGGAAAUGUCAAAGAUGUUUGUCUUGUCAGUGCUAAAGAAGGGUUUGGGGUUCCACAACUUGUACAAAAAAUUCUUGCGCACUGGGAUCAUGAUGGGGAUAUUUACAUGUUGGGCUGCAGCAACUCAGGGAAGACUACUUUGUUUAAUACCUUUAUGGACCUCCUCAAUGUACAUAAAAGGCGAGGGAAUAUGCUUCAACGUUCAACCGUUUCAAAAUGGCCUGGAACCACCAUGAGUUUGAUGCGUUUCCCACUUGGUCACUGGAUGUUACACAAGCUGUUAUACAGAUUAAGGCAUCAAAAGGAUAAGGAGUUUGGUGAAGAUGAGGUUGCCAUGGAUUCCGAGAUUAUUGAUAUAAAGGAAACCUCAUACAAGCAACAUGUAGAAGGCCAUGACACAACAGAAGGUGCUAUAGCUUCAGUGUCUCAAUCAUCAGAACUGGAUGCUUUCAAGCCAGAGCUUGUGGAUAGGAAGGCUAAGCAGAGGCAGUUAUGGUUUUAUGAUACUCCAGGGAUUAUCAGCGAAAAUCAGAUAACCAGUUACUUGACUUUGAAAGAAAUAAAACUGCUCUCUCCAAAUCGCUGGAUGGUACCCAGAACAUUAAUACUGAGGCCAGGGCAAACCCUUCUCCUAGGUGGCCUUGGCAGGCUGGACUUUCUCAAGGUCAGUAGGAAAUCCAGGUCAGAAAAUGGUUAUGGUCUUGCUGAUGAAUCUGGGUGUGGUGAUAGCUUGACGAAGGCCAAUAAAUCCAUCUACUUCACCGUCUUUGCCUCUCCAAACCUCCCAGUCCAUGUUCUGAACACAUUAAAAGCUGACAACUUUCUGCAGCAGCACGGUGGCUCUAACAUCCUCAAGGUCCCAUGUGGAGAUGAAAAGCGCAUGGCCUUGUUUCCACCACUUUUGCCUCACGAACUGAGCCUGGUUGGAGCAGGCUGGGGGGAGAGUGCUGCUGACGUUGUCCUGUCUAAUGCUGGAUGGGUAGCAGUCACUGCAGGCAUGGGUGCUGAUGUGUCCCUGAAGGCCUACACACCCAAUGGGAGAGGGGUCGGUGUGAGAAUCCCAGCACUUUUGCCCACAAGUGUCACUCAGAGAGGUAAAAGAGGAGUGCGCCAUCUAGGUCACUUAAACCCCAAUGCGUACGAGGCCCAACGCAAUAUGAGCCCCCAGCUAAUAAAGGCCCUGGGACAUGAUCAGUGCGGGGUAUACUCCUGGUUACAAGAGGCAGAGCAAGUCAGAAAACACCAACUGGCCCUGCUGAAAGAACGCAAAAAAGAGCUGAUUUUACGGAAGAGUUUAGAGUAUACGCCGAUUGCACGUUUGCCGCAAAGCAAAGGUGGGAUUGGCCUACAAGUUUCUAGAGAGUCAAAAGCUGCAAUUACAGAAAAGCAACCUAGCAACGAGAUUCCACAUAGAACCCUGAGUGACAGAGGCUAGUUGCUUCAAGUGGCCUCCUCGGAUAUCAUCGUGCUCCAGGGUCCACCUCUUUAACACCCCAGGGGAAAGAGGGGGAGGGGAUGGACCCUAGGGUAUCUGUGCUUUGUGUUAUACCUAUGCUCGGGGACCAAGUAAGGGCGGAUCCUAUAGCUCUAUGUCACACAAAACUAAACUCUCUGUGUCACACAAAACUAAACUCUCUAUGUCACACAAAGCCCAAUUCUUUAUGUCACACAAAGCCAACUCUCUAUGUCACACAAACCCAACUCUCUAUGUCACACAAAACCCAACUCACUAUGUCACACAAAGCCCAACUCUCUAUGUCACACAAACCCAGUUCUUUAUGUCAAAAACCCAACUCUCUAUGUCACACAAAACCCAACUCACUAUGUCACACAAAGCCCAACUCACUAUGUCACACAAACACAACUCACUAUGUCACACAAAGCCCAACUCUCUAUGUUACACAAAACCCAACUCACUAUGUCACACAAAGCCCAACUCUCUAUGUCACACAAAGCCCAACUCUCUAUGUCACACAAAGCCCAACUCUCUAUGUCACACAAAGCCCAACUCUCUUUGUUACACAAAGCCCAACUCUCUUUGUCAGGGCCCGCGGAGCGGGCGUGAUCUUGGUAUUGCCAACUCUUUGGCCAUAACUGACCGCGGAGCCGCGGCGGCCGGAGGCCGUCGCCGCGAAGGGCCUACGGCCCGAGCCCCAGUAGGGGGGUUCGGGGGGGUUCUCCCCCCGAGAAAAUUUCGAAAAAUGGCACUGAUUUCCGCUUAACUCGAGCACUUUCUGAGGGUUCUAGCGACAUCUGAAAUGAUGCUUAUUUGAC
This is a messenger RNA of Nematostella vectensis (starlet sea anemone), 3161 nucleotides long. Its product is annotated as nitric oxide-associated protein 1. NCBI's taxonomy places the organism in Eukaryota, Metazoa, Cnidaria, Anthozoa, Actiniaria, Edwardsiidae. The coding region runs from base 130 to 2322 and encodes 730 amino acids. The record is from RefSeq and is a predicted model, not a curated record. The transcript has 7 exons.